GGAGCGAGUUGUGAACCGCUUAGUUCAACCGGGUCGGUUAGGCAUUUCCACCCAAAACCGCACCAAGUCGGGUCGGCCAGGAAUUUUAUCUCCUAGGAGUGAAGUGAGGAGAGACUAAAGGGCGGAGAAUUGGAUAUGGCGAAGAAGAAGGAGCUGUUGUCGUCUGCACCAUGGAGAGGGGAAGGAAACCAGCAGUCGGAGAAAUUCCAAGACGCGAAGCUCAAGGCCACUAACCAACCAGGGACCACCCCCACCAUGUACGUUCCCCGCAAGAAGUCUGUCUCUAAAUCCUCUUCAAAACCCCUCACCGAUGAUGAUUCCCCUUCCGAGAUCGACCCCGAACUCCGUUACAGCUUCCAGCGUAACUUCCAGUUUCUUCAACGUGUUUUUAGCAUUGACACAGUUGUGAAACCUCUUCCUCCUGCCUUGGCAUACAAUGUUUCUCGCAACUUGAGCUUCUUCACGCGUAUUUUCACCCAGUUCUUUGAUCCUGAAGGUAUUGCAAAUGCACAGAAAUCGCUUGGGUUAGGACAGGAAGAGAAAGUUCGACGUGUCCGCUGAGAAAUCUUGCAUUAUAAGUGAAGAAUGUGUUUGAAUGCAACGUUUAUUUUUGACUUCAUCUAUUAGUGAGCCACUGUUUUGCCUGCUUAACUUUCUCCUGAAGGCAAUAAAUUUUGAACACACUGUAUAACAUUCAGAUAUUCUCAAUGACUUGUUAUGAUA
Messenger RNA from Malania oleifera, 723 nucleotides. RefSeq lists its product as uncharacterized. The record is from RefSeq and is a predicted model, not a curated record. Bases 136 to 561 code for a protein of 141 amino acids. Gene Ontology annotation, cellular component: chloroplast envelope. NCBI's taxonomy places the organism in Eukaryota, Viridiplantae, Streptophyta, Magnoliopsida, Santalales, Ximeniaceae. The transcript has 3 exons.